AGCCUGAGAUGUCAGUGAUCACAAUUGAAUGAGGUCUGAUCAGUGCUUUCACACGUUCCUCGUCUGCUCUCGUGCGCUCAACAAAAUCUGUAUUUGGGGAGUCCGCAAGCAUCUGCACUACAGGAAAGGAAAAGGCAUCACUGACCUUGAAUAUAACGACGUUUUAUCUACUAGGCUAAUAUUGCACCUGAAUAUGAUGGAGUUUCCUACCCUGUCUGCGGCUGAUUUAGCCGACCUGUAUUCUGUGAUCCCUUUCAAUGCCACAUUGCCUGAGGAUUCUACAUCAAGAGGCAAUGACACCGAGAAGGGUUCUUCGAAGGACACCACAAGUAUUAUAAUCGCAGUAUCUAUAACUGCUCUCUACUCUAUUAUAUGCAUUGUUGGACUGCUUGGAAACAUCCUCGUUAUGUAUGGAGUGGUGAGAUACACCAAAAUGAAGACAGCCACUAACAUCUACAUCUUCAACUUGGCCCUGGCCGAUGCUUUGGCUACCAGCACUCUGCCCUUCCAGAGUGCCAAGUACCUGAUGAACACCUGGCCCUUCGGCGAGUUCCUGUGUAAAGUGAUCCUCGCCAUUGACUACUACAACAUGUUCACCAGUAUCUUCACCCUGACCAUGAUGAGCGUGGACCGCUACAUCGCUGUGUGCCACCCGGUCAGGGCCCUGGACUUUAGAACACCUGCCAAGGCCAAGAUGAUCAACGUGUGCAUCUGGAUCCUCUCCUCUGCCAUCGGAGUGCCCAUCAUGGUCAUGGCUGUUACCAAGGUGACAGACAAAGGCAAUACAGGCUGCAUGCUACAGUUUCCUCAGCCAGACUGGUACUGGGACACGGUGACUAAGAUUUGCGUGUUCAUAUUUGCCUUCGUGGUGCCAACCCUGGUCAUCACCAUCUGCUACGGCCUGAUGAUUCUCCGCCUGAAGAAUGUCCGGCUGCUCUCCGGUUCAAAGGAGAAAGAUCGGAAUAUGCGGCGCAUUACCCACAUGGUCCUGGUGGUGGUGGCAGUCUUCAUAAUUUGCUGGACGCCCAUCCACAUCUUUAUCAUCCUCAGGACCAUGGUGCAGAUCAACAGCACGAACCCCUAUGUGAUCGCCAGCUGGCACCUGUGCAUCGCGCUGGGCUACAUGAACAGCAGCCUCAACCCCCUACUCUAUGCCUUCCUGGAUGCGAACUUCAAGAGGUGCUUUAGUGAUUUCUGCCUGCCUUUCCGCUCGAACAUGGACCAGAGCAGCUUCUCCAGAGCCCGCAACUCCACGCGAGAGCCCACCACCGUGUGUCCCCCUAGAGUGUUGGUGAGGAAGCCUGUAUGACUAGGCAUGGAGCAGUGUCCUGGAGACUCCCGCUCACUGACAGUCCAGGCCGACUUACAGACUGAUGUCACACAGUUCUCCACAGAAUCCUGACAGUAGCUCUGGCUUUAGAACUACAGCACAAAACCCACUGCAACAUUUGCAUAGAGUGUGAUGUUACAUUUUUUGGCCUAUCCAGACAAAAACUAGAUUUACUCUUCCUCUAGCCUAACAUAGCAGGCAUAAAUUCCCCCAUCUGGGUUUCAGUGGAAAGGAAUCUACAGUGGCUUGCGAAAGUAUUCAUCCCCCUUGGCAUUUUCCGGUUUUUUUGCCUUACAACUUGGAAUUAAAAUAGA
This is a messenger RNA of Oncorhynchus kisutch (coho salmon), 1644 nucleotides long. RefSeq names its product opioid receptor, delta 1b (gene oprd1b). The transcript is spliced from 3 exons. Bases 29 to 1309 code for a protein of 426 amino acids. Gene Ontology annotation, cellular component: neuron projection; plasma membrane. NCBI's taxonomy places the organism in Eukaryota, Metazoa, Chordata, Actinopteri, Salmoniformes, Salmonidae. The record is from RefSeq and is a predicted model, not a curated record. Gene Ontology annotation, molecular function: neuropeptide binding; G protein-coupled enkephalin receptor activity. Gene Ontology annotation, biological process: neuropeptide signaling pathway; G protein-coupled opioid receptor signaling pathway.